AUGGGCAACUGCACUGGAAUUUGUGGUAAGGAUAUGGUAGCACAAACAAUUGAGGAUAAGAAAUAGAAGGUGGAUUUGGAGGAAUAGUAAUAAAUAGAAUAAGUGUUUGCUGUUGGAAAUGUCCCAUAAGAUGAUGCUUAAUAAUAAGCUUAACCUAAAGAGGAGAUUUUAGAUGAAAAAAAGUAGGAACAACAACAGGAGGACAAAUAGAAAAAUGAGUCCUACAAAGAAAAAGUUAAACUAGUUGAAAGCAACGAAGCUUCAGUUAAUCCUCAUAAAGAUAGUUAAAAUAAUCAACAACCUGUUCCUGAUGAGUAGAAAGAGUAUGAACCAGUAACUUUGGAGACUGGUGCCACAUAUGCUGGUUAAUGGAGAGGGAAAAUGAGAUGGGGUUGGGGAAAAUAAGUUUGGCCAGAUGGUUCAGUUUAUGAAGGAUAUUGGUAGAAUGAUAAGGCAUGUGGAAAAGGCAAAUUAAUACAUGCUGAUGGAGAUGUAUACGAAGGUGAAUGGCUAAAUGACAAAGCAAAUGGAGAGGGCAAAUACAUUCACAACAAUGGAGCUCAAUAUGUAGGAUUUUGGAAGGAUGAUAAAUAACAUGGUAAUGGUAAAGAGACAUGGCCAGACGGGGCUCAUUACGAAGGAUAGUAUGAAGAGGGGAAGAAGCAUGGUAAAGGGAAACUAGUAUUUGCUGAUGGAUCCAUGUAUGAAGGUUAGUUUGAUAAUAAUGACAUCCAUGGGUUUGGAGUGUAUAUUUGGGCUGAUAAUAGAAAAUAUUAAGGAGAAUGGAAGAGAAAUAAAAUGCAUGGCUAAGGAACAACCACCUGGCCUGAUGGAAGAAGUUAUGAGGGAGACUAUGAGGAUGAUAAGAAGCAUGGAUAAGGGACUUUUAUUUGGAGUGAUGGUAGAAAAUAUAUUGGAGAAUGGAAAAAAGGUAAAUAACAUGGCAAGGGAAUAUUUGUUAAGCCAGGGGGAGAACAAAGAGAAGGUGAAUGGAUUGAUGGUAGAAGAUAAAGAUGGUUAGAUGAAGCUGCUGGGGAUGGACAUAAUGCUAUUAAUUGAUAAAAAAGAUAUUUUAAUUCCAUAACACUUUCUUAUUAAAACU
This is a messenger RNA of Paramecium tetraurelia, 1102 nucleotides long. RefSeq lists its product as uncharacterized. The record is from RefSeq and is a predicted model, not a curated record. Lineage: Eukaryota; Ciliophora; Oligohymenophorea; Peniculida; Parameciidae. The transcript is spliced from 4 exons. Gene Ontology annotation, cellular component: cytosol.